GAAAAGUAUAAUUUAGCCAUCUUCAUCAUGGGGUUUUGUCUCCCAAAAGUCAAAAUCACUGUCAACGUCCCCAAUCUCACUCCAUAGCACACACACUGGAGUGUCGAACGAAGCACAAUCCAUAAAGAAAGAUCUGGAUCCCCAAGAUUCACAUUCUAUGCCCAUCAAUUCAGAUCCCAAUCGAUUAAUACCCUCACGUAUUUAAUAAUCGAACCAAUAAACUGUUGUUAUUGGCCCUGGUGAUUUGAUUGAUGGCUUCCCCUGGAAAUCAAAAUCAACAACCAGGUGGAGCUCCAUUUGAUGUUCAAAGAUUGUUCAACCCUUCUUCUUCACCACCACCGAUUUCACCAACCCUACAAAACCCUAAUCAUCCUUAUCCUCCACCAUCUUCCGCCGCUUCGUAUCCUCCACCCACGGUUACCGGAGGUCCAUACUCUUACCACCCUCCUCAAACUAACCCUCUUUUCCACCAUCAAUUUCAUAUCCCACCACCCCCUUUCCACCCUCAACAACAACCACCACCAGAGAAUCAUUUGCCUUCUAAUUUGCAACACCAGCGAUCACUUCCUUACCCGACAUCCCCUCUUCAACCUCCCAGCCCUAAAAACACGAACCCUAACCAUGGAGCUCGACUCAUGGCUCUUUUAAGCGCCCCACCGCCUUCCAUUCCCGAUAUUCCUUCCCAAUCAUCCAUCCCUUUACCUAACCCUAAUCUUAACUCUAUGCUCCCUUCAUCGACCGGUCCAUCGCGUAUGUCGAGCAGUAAGCUACCCAAGGGACGGCAUUUAGUCGGUGAUCGCGUUGUUUAUGACAUAGAUGUUAGGUUGCCUGGAGAGAUUCAGCCUCAACUUGAGGUCACUCCCAUCACCAAGUAUGGUUCAGAUCCUUGUCUAGUGGUCGGUCGUCAGAUUGCUGUUAACAAGACUUAUAUAUGUUAUGGUUUGAAACCGGGAACUAUCAGGGUUCUUAAUAUAAACACUGCAUUAAGAUCACUGCUUAAAGGUCUUGCUCAGAGGGUUACAGAUAUGGCUUUCUUUGCGGAAGAUGUUCACCUUUUAGCUAGUGCAAGCAUGGAUGGACGAGUUUACGUAUGGAAGAUUACAGAAGAACCCGAUGAAGAUGAUAAGCCACAAAUUACAGGAAAGAUAGUUACAGCCGUCCAAAUUGCAGGAGAAGGAGAACCUGUUCAUCCUCGAGUUUGUUGGCACUGCCAUAAACAAGAGGUUCUUGUAGUUGGAAUUGGAAAUCGUAUACUUAGAUUUGAUACUACAAAGAUUGGGAGAGGUGAAACAUAUUCUGCAGAUGAACCACUCAGAUGCCAUGUUGACAAGUUGAUUGAUGGAAUUCAGUUUGUUGGCAAACAUGAUGGUGAAGUGACAGAUUUAUCAAUGUGCCAAUGGAUGACCACUCGUUUGGUUUCUGCUUCAGUAGAUGGAACAAUCAAAAUCUGGGAAGACCGUAAAUCAUCUCCAAUUGCAGUGCUGAGGCCACAUGAUGGUCUUCCGGUCAACUCUGUUACAUUCUUGACUGCCCCUCAUCGCCCAGAUCACAUCAUACUGAUCACCGGGGGUCCCUUGAACCGUGAAAUGAAAAUAUGGGCUUCAGAAAGUGAAGAAGGAUGGUUGCUUCCUAGUGAUGCUGACUCAUGGCAUUGUACUCAAACAUUGGAACUGAAGAGUUCUGAAACAAGAACUGAAGAUUCCUUCUUCAAUCAAGUUGUUGCAUUAUCUCAAUCCGGUCUUCUCUUAUUAGCAAAUGCCAAGAAAAAUGCUAUUUAUGCUGUCCACCUGGAUUAUGGUCCAAACCCGGAAUCCACCCGGAUGGAUUACAUUGCAGAAUUCACUGUCACUAUGCCAAUUUUGAGCUUUACUGGCACUAGUGAUCUCUUACCACAUGGGGAACACAUCAUUCAGGUUUAUUGUGUCCAAACACAAGCCAUUCAGCAAUAUGCUUUGGACUUGUCUCAAUGCCUACCACCUCCAUUUUAUGAUGAAAAAAUUGGUUUGGAAAGCAAAUUGGAUGACAUGCCAUUGGCGGAAGCUUCCGCCUCUUCCCUAAAUGAGACUGAUAUUUCUUGUGUUUUGUCACCACCAGUUUCUUCAAGCCCUAAGUUAUCUAGAAAUGUUUCUGACCUGAGAACUCCAUCUGGCGGUUUUGAGCCACGUCAGCAAGUAAAUGGUUAUGAGGAUCUGAAGAUUCUGGAAACUUCUAAUUCAAAUUUGGCUAAUACGCCCUCGCUGGAUGAUGAUACAAGGAUUGAUGAAAGUAAAGUUGUUAAAGAUGAUCGAACUGUUAAAUUUAUGCAUCCGACUCAUCUAGUGACUCCUGCUGAAUUGAUGGCCACGUCAUCAUCUGAAAUAAAUCAUGUUACAGAGGUAACACAUGACGUGGCGGUCAACCCAGAUACGCAGAAUGCUGAGGUGGAGGUGAAGGUUGUGCGUGAAAUGGGAACGAGUCAAAAUGCUGACGAGGCGAAGGAAAAGUCAAAAUUAUUCUCGUCACAGGCAUCGGGACUCGGAAUCGAUAUGGCACGGGAGACUUACGAGCUGAAACAACUUGAUGAGGUGGCGGAUCAAACUUCAGAUGUUCUGGAUGAUGUUCAAGACAUGGAAAUUGAGUCGGCUGUUCCUGUGGGUCCCACAUCAAAAUCAAAAAAGAAAAAGGGAAAGAAUGCUCAAAGCGUGUUGAAGUCAACCGAUUCGUGUGAUGAAUUAGGUGGGAGUUUGAGUUUGAGCAUCCUUUCACAAAUUCAGUCAAUGCAAGAAGCAAUUGGUCAAAUUCUGAGCAGUCAAAAGGAAAUCCAGAAGCAGAUUCCGGUGGUGGUUGGGAGCCCGAUUACAAAAGAAGGAAAAAGGAUCGAGGCGGGAAUCGGGAAAACCAUGGAGAAAAUUCAUAAAGCCAAUUCUGAUGCUUACCUGGCGCGUUGUCAAGAAGAGUUUGCAAAACAGGAAAAGUCAAACCGGGAACGCUAUCAGCAGAUCGCCACGUCAGCUGCAAACAGUCACAAGGAAUUGCUUACAUCAUCCGAGAAAAUCUUGAAGAAGGAAAUGGCUGCAGUGGGGCCCGCUGUCGGACGAUCUGUUACUCCAGUUAUCGAAAAGGUAGUCACGACAGCUGUCUCCGAGGCUUUCCAGAGAGGCAUAGGUGAUAAGGCUGUAAAUCAGUUGGAAAAAACAGUUAAUACCAAGCUUGAAGCAACUGUUUCAAGGCAAAUUCAAGUCCAAUUUCAAACAUCUGGAAAACAAGCUUUACAGGAAGCACUGAAGAGUAGUAUGGAAGCUUCUGUUCUUCCUGCUUUCGAGAUGUCCUGCAAAACCAUGUUUGACCAAAUUGACUCCACAUUUCAAAAAGGAAUGGUUGACCAUACAACCGCAGCUCAUCAGCAAGUUGAAUCUAUACAUUCGCCUUUAGCAUUUGCUUUGAGGGAUACUAUCAAUUCAGCAUCAUCGAUAACUCAAACAUUGACCAGUGAGUUGACUGAUGGUCAACGGAAAUUGGUGGCUCUUGCAGGGUCAAAAUCGGUAAAUCCAUUAUUAAGCCAAAUCAGCAACGGGCCCAACAGUGGUUUCCAUGAGAAGAUGGAAGCACCAGUGGAUCCAACAAAAGAGCUAUCAAGAUUAGUAUACGAGCACAAAUACGAGGAGGCUUUUACUUCCGCCCUUCAAAGAAGUGAUGUACGGAUCGUUUCCUGGUUAUGCUCACAGGUGGAUUUACAGGGGAUAUUAACGAGUAAUCCUGUACCUUUGAGCCAAGGGGUAUUACUGUCAUUACUGCAGCAGUUGGCAUGUGAUAUCGGGAACGAUACAUCUAGGAAACUUGGAUGGAUGAUGGAUGUAGUGGUGGCGAUCAAACCAACGGAUGGGAUCAUCGCGAUGCAUGUGAGGCCGAUAUUUGAACAGGUGUAUUCAAUCAUGAACCAUCAAUCGAGUAUUCCCACGACUUCCGUUGCUGAGCUGUCAAGCAUACGUGUUGUUAUGAGGCUUGUCAACUCUACACUUCGGACCAUGUAAUAAUGAUGUAAGUAAUUUCAUUUAAGAUUCAGGAAUCUUUUGUUUUGUACAAAGUUAUUUGGAUUUUUGUACCCAAGAAUUGGAUAUUUUUUUUACCUCUGUUUUGUUUUCUCUAGAAAAUUGACAUUUAUUUUUUAUGUAUUGAUAAUUCUGACU
Molecule: messenger RNA, 4166 nt
Organism: Lactuca sativa (garden lettuce)
Lineage: Eukaryota; Viridiplantae; Streptophyta; Magnoliopsida; Asterales; Asteraceae
Product: enhancer of mRNA-decapping protein 4
Biological process (GO): deadenylation-independent decapping of nuclear-transcribed mRNA
Cellular component (GO): P-body
Molecular function (GO): protein binding
Source: RefSeq, a predicted model, not a curated record